Molecule: messenger RNA, 1932 nt
Organism: Ipomoea triloba (trilobed morning glory)
Lineage: Eukaryota; Viridiplantae; Streptophyta; Magnoliopsida; Solanales; Convolvulaceae
Exons: 5
Coding region: 1-1932 (643 amino acids)
Source: RefSeq, a predicted model, not a curated record
AUGGCAGCACAUUUAGCCCCUGAGUUUACUGAAGAAGAUUGCAUUGUGUAUCCAGGGAUUGCGGCAAACAAUUUUGAGUUGAAGACUCAGCUCAUUCAGAUGGUCCAGAAUAAUCAGUUUGGAGGAUCUCGGGUUGAGGACCCGAAAACCCACAUAGUUCAUUUUGACCGUAUCUGCCAGACCAUCAAGAUGAAUGGUGUUCCCAGUGAAGCCAUUAAGCUGAGACUGUUUCCUUUUUCCCUGAGAGAUCAUGCACAACGUUGGUUGAAUUCUUUUCCAGCCAACCAUUUCAUUACAUGGGAACAGCUCCACAAGGCUUUCAUGCAGGAGUACUGUCCUUCGUCCAAGGCUGCCAAGUUAAAGAAGCAAAUUCAGAAUUUUCAGCAAUUUGGUAAUGAAGAUCUACCUGAGGCUUGGACAAGAUUUAAAGAAUUGAGGAGGCAGUGCCCGAAGAAUUUGAUGACCCCAAGUGACUUUAUGUCCUCAUUCUAUGAGGGAUUGUCUAACCAGUCAAAGAUUAUUCUAGAUACCUCGUCCUUUGGGGGUGUUAUCAUUGAUAUGGGACCGGCAGCUGGAGAGCAGUUGAUUGAGAGGAUCACCUCUAACAAUACUUACUGGUACACUGAGGGGGAUGAUAUACCCAAGAGAGAGAAAGCAGCUGGGAUGUUCGAAGUUGGAGAGAAGAUGGCAAUGCAGGCUCAGCUGGAUACUAUACAACACAUGCUAAAGCAGUUAGUACAGAGCCCUACUCAGAGUGUCCAGGCAGUUGCUCAGCCUCCACUGAUUUCACAGAAUCCUUAUGUUCCUAACCCCUAUUCUGUGCCACAGCCUAAUGUAGAGCAAGUUGACCUCAUUGGUUAUUCUAGACCACAAGGCCAGGGGCAAGGUUAUGGGAACUACCAGCAGCAAGGAAGGAAUCAGGGCCAGUGGAGGAACAAUCAGAAUUUUGGGCAGAAUAAUCAGAAUGUAUCUCAAGGGCAGUUCCAGCAAGGGAAUCAGAAUUUUGGGAACACUCAGGGUCAAGGUUCCUCUAGACCAUCUCAGGAUGUUGAUAUCCAGCUUCUCAUGAACACUAUGAUGGCUCAGCUUGGCAGGCUACAAGUAGAGAAUGUUCAGCAGUUUAGCAAGCUACAAGCAGAGAUAGAUGGUCUCAAGGCUCAGCAACAAGGAGGAGGUAAUCAGUUUUCUAAUCAACCUUUAUCUUCGAAUGGUAGACUGCCAGCAAGCACAGAAAAUCCAAGGCACCAAGUGAAUGCAAUCACCACUAGAAGUGGAUUAGCUCUGAAGGACCCCCCUUUUCCUUCGAAUGAUCCAGUGCCUGAGAAAGCUGAUAAGAAGGAUGAGGGCAUUCAGGUUAAGGAUAUUCUUGAUGAUAGUGAGAAGGAGCCUGUGGUGCAAAGAGACAGUGUUAAGGGGAAAGCUCCUGAGCAGGAUGAGAGUGCUCCAAGUAAGAAGCAUGAAAGGAAGAACAAGAAGGUAGAUGACUCGGUUAUACCUUACAACCUGUUACCAUACCCACAGAGGUUGUGGAAAUCAAAGGAGUCUGAUAGAGAGAGCAAGUUCCACAAGAUGUUGGAUGAGCUGGAGAUCUCCAUGCCUUUUGUUGAAGCAAUCACUCAGAUUCCAUCGUACAAGAAGUUCCUGAAGAAUAUUUUUGAAAAGAUGUCUUCGCCAUAUGAGCUUGCACGACAAAUUGCUCAAAGGCUCAAGAGAGGGAAAGCUCCCGCAAAUGAAAACAAUGCCAGGGACACUAACAAUCGUUACAUAGAAGUACCCACCGGAACUCAAAUUCUGCUGAUCACUGCUACCAUGCUGGGACGGUAUAGGCAAUUGUUAAACUACCCUAUUGUGCAAUGGAGCCUGAAAGUUGACGGAAUGGCUGGAGAUCUCUACAACCCCACCAUCCAGUUUAGACUCUUCAACCAAGACUAA